Molecule: messenger RNA, 634 nt
Organism: Racocetra persica
Lineage: Eukaryota; Fungi; Glomeromycota; Glomeromycetes; Diversisporales; Gigasporaceae
Source: the annotation of a GenBank genome assembly
UUCCAUCUUAUCUAACGCUGGAAUCAAUCUUAUAAUCACCACCAACAUAAAAAGUGUUCAAUAUGGUAAAUUAUUACUAAACUUGGGAAAUGCUUUAACUGCAUUAAGCGGUUCGGGUGAAUUGGUUCUUAAAUCAGAAACAUAUCGUCAUAUACUUGCCAUGUGUCAAUGGGAGGCUAUGGAAAUACUUGAUGACUCGGAAAUUCCAUUUACAUCAUUUAAUCACAAGAUGCCGAUAAGGAUCAUGCCAUAUGUUUUAUAUGCACCAGAUUGGUUAGUUAAUUUUUUCGUUACCAAAGUUCUCAAGAUGGAUGCUAAAACUGUGACACCUUCGAUGCUUCAAGAUAUUAAAUCAGGUAGAAAAACAGAGAUUGAUGAAUUACAAGGUGAAAUUGUUAGAUUAGGUAAAAUUAUUAGGAAAGAUAGAGAUGAAGGUGCAAUUAUCAUGGAUGGUGUUAAAGUUGGAGAUUGUGAUCGUUCUCUAACGCCAUAUAAUGAUCGAGUUUUAGAGUUGGUAAAGUUGGUAGAAGAAUGGAUGGAGGUGCAUAAAGAAGGAUGGAAAGUCAGUAUUGAGGCAGAUGAGGUCUUAGCAUUUAUCGAACAUGGCAUUGUGCCUCAAGCUUUGCAAUCUUGA